Messenger RNA from Aureobasidium melanogenum CBS 110374, 1305 nucleotides. RefSeq lists its product as uncharacterized. The record is from RefSeq and is a predicted model, not a curated record. The transcript has 6 exons. Lineage: Eukaryota; Fungi; Ascomycota; Dothideomycetes; Dothideales; Saccotheciaceae. The annotation marks the transcript as partial.
GUCUGUAUCUCCAAGCAAGGAUAUGAAAAAGGCGACGUGUUUCUAGUCUGUGAUGCAGGAGGAGGCACGACCGACAUCAAUAUCCUCAAAAUCAAGAACACAGAGCCUGGACAGCACGAAAUCGAACCCCUUGACUGGGUAGAAGGUACCGCAGUCGGGUCGACACUUAUUGACUUCAAGAUCGAGGAACUCAUUGUAUACCGACUUGAACACAUCCAGAGGCAUCUCUCUGCUCCUGCUGAGCUUCUAGCUGAGAAAAUGGUCAACUCUUCCGGCUUCCAAACAUUCAAAGGUAGCUUCGGCCUGGAUGCACAAGAAGGACUCGAUCUUUUCCUUACUGUACCCACUCUUGCGAUUGGUCUCGACUUUCCCGAAAGCAACAUUCAAGACUCAAGAAUGAGGAUCACGAGGGAAGAGUUCCAGCGAGUCUUCGAUGAGCGCAUCGAGAAGGUCUUCGAACUCAUUGAUAUCCAAAUUAAGCAACUUCAGAACACUCAUGCACGCGAGAGUAUCAACUACUUGAUACUUUCUGGGGGACUCGGGAGUUCGCCCUACGUGAAGCAGCGUAUGCGCAAGCGUUACGAACAGAAUGCAGACAUGAAUCUCUACAAUGCUCGGGAUAUCAAGAUCCUGACUGCACCUGAACUACAACUAGUUGUGACUCGCGGACUUGUUAUGGACCGUGUGCAGAAGCUCAAAGGGACUAGCGGUGUCUAUCCUGAAAAGUGCUGUCGGAACAGUUAUGGAUUGGUUGUUCGCCUACCAUAUGAUUCGGCUCAGCACAUCGGAGAAGACGUAUCUAUAGAUCCGAGAGAUGGUAAGAAGUGGGCAGAGAAGCAAGUUCAUUGGUUCAUUCGCCAGGGUCAGAAGGUCUCUGUCGAACAAGGCAUAAGCGAGCCCUAUCGAUUGAAGAUCAAUCUCGGUCAAGAGACAGUUCCUUGGAGGACCCAGGUUGUGAUGUGUAGUCUUCCAGCUGCACAACUUCCAAAGAGCAUAAAGCACCAUGCCGUAAAGUCGGUCUGUCACAUCGAGUCUGUUCUCGAUCCUCUUGACAUGAAGUUGAAGAACAGACAGUGGUACAAUUUCAAACCGCGCUACAAGCGUGCUCAAUUUGUUCUCAAAGUUCUUUUGGGAUCUGCAGAUAUGAGGUUCCAGCUCUGGGGUAAUGGGCAACGACUUAGCAGAGAUCAUGAAGAGAUUGAAGUGAUGUGGUACGCUCCAACAGAACAGGGAGAUGCUUCAACAGAAAAGGGAGACAUGAGCAAGGUUGUUGUGCAAGACACAUUCGAGAUGUACCCAGUCUGA